AGACUCAUGUGUAAUAUAAGUUUUGAGUUUGAGAAGGGCGCCAGUACAAAUCCGGCCUCCGGCAAACACCCGGGAGGAAUAUAAAGCUGUGAACCUCAGUGAUUUCGUACAGUUGGAGCAUUGACCAAUUCCAGAAUCAACCAAUUAACGCGAAUACUGUGACAAUGAAAAGCUGAAUGAAAUAUUCUAACAGAUAGAUAUUUGUUGAUCGAAAAAAGUACAAAAAUAAGUGGUGAAUAAAUUAGUAUUCCUUGGACUUUGUGCUUAUUUUUCUGGAGAGAAAAUCAAUAUGAAAAUGAAGGGAAUUUAUUAUUUUCUCGGUGCAUUACUAAUCGCCACAAUCACGAGAACAAACUCCCAAUGUUUGACUGGCAACGACAGUCCACAGGCAAUGAACCCAAGUGCCAAGAAUCUGCUGACAGCGUCGAAAUUUAACUUUUCACUCGAUGCAUUUAGAAAAUCUGCGGCUAUCGAGUCCAAGGAUAAUUUAUUCUUCAGUCCCCACAGUUUACACGAGGCCUUAACCCUAGCGUUCUUCGGUGCACGUGGAACAACAGAGGAGUCCUUGAGGAGAGCACUUCAGAUACCUCAAGAACUCUCGAAGAUUGAUGUUCAGAGGACUUACUCCCUUGACAGGGCUUUCAAGAAGGUUCAAGAGGAUCUGGGGAACACCUCUUCGAGUUACGAAUUGAAAACCGCCAAUCGUCUGUACAUCAGCAACGCCAAGAAGGUGAGAGAGUGCAUGAUAGACCUCUUCGGGCAAGAACUCGAAAAAGUCGACUUCAAGGCGGACCCCAACGCCGUCAGAGUGAAAAUCAACGACUGGGUCAGCAACACCACCAAAGGACACAUCAGGGACCUCAUCCCGUCCGACGGAAUCGACGAGACCAGCGAUCUCGUCCUCGUGAAUGCCGUGUACUUCAAGGGGCUCUGGCAGAGUAAAUUUGAUAGAACCAAUUCGAAGAGGGACAUCUUCUAUGGGUCGAAGAACUCGCUGGUUACUUUCAUGAGACAGAAGAAGACAUUCAAUCACAUUGUCUCCGAAGAACUUGGGGCUCACGUUCUGCAACUCCCUUACAAGGGCGAGGACAUCUCCAUGUUCAUUCUCCUGCCCCCCUUCGCAAUGGCCCGCACCCUGGACCUAUCCCAGAACGUCACAGUAAGUGGUGAUGGGCUAAGAGGAGUGAUCGAGAGGAUGACGACCACAGAGAGGGGUAUUCAGGAGCUCCAGGACAUCCUCAACGAUGGUAUGCCAUCGAAAGAGGUCGAGGUAUCUCUCCCUCGUUUCACAGUGGAGAAACAACUCCCCGUCGGUCAGCUGCUGGAGGAGAUGGGGGCCGGCGAGCUCCUGAGGGCUGGAGCCGAUCUCAAGGGAUUCGUUGAGGACGCCGAGGGUUUGCACCUCGGUGAUGCCGUUCACAGGGCUAAAAUCGAGCUGAAUGAGGAGGGAACAACGGCUGCUGCUGCCACUGCCCUCUUCAGCUUCAGGUCCAGCAGACCUGCAGAGCCAGCCGUCUUCAACGCCAAUCAUCCCUUCAUUUAUCUGCUGUACGACAAACAAAGCCAGUCCAUCAUCUUCACGGGGAUAUACCGCACCCCCACAACUCCUGGGGAGGCAUGAAAAUUCGCCAGAUUGAGAGAGUCUUUGAAGAAAUGGAGACAACGGAUUUUCGGAUUGGUCAGAGGUAAGGCGAGACGAGAUGGGUCGCAUUGAGGUCGAGUUUUUGAUGGGUAUGGGUGAAUCCAGAUGGAAUAGAGGAUAUUUUAUGUAUCGAGAUGGUUUCAAUGACUCUAGGGAUUACGAAGAUUAAAAAAAAUCAUCUCGACUCGACUUCAUUUGCCGAUUUGUUGAUGAGACCGAAUGAAGACUAUAAAAAAUACUUGAAAUGACGUUUCAGGAGCUUUUCGAAAAACCAAGUUCUCUAAUUAUCGAAAAAAGUAAAGAACUCUCGCAUCUAAUCAUCGAUUUGCCAAUGUAUCAGAGUAGACUAUAAAUCAUAAAUUCUAGUGGCUAAUUCCUCCAGAUGAGUCAUUAUUAUCAAUACUUAGCUUUAGUAUCUGUAAACAUAGUGUGUAAAUUUUUAAGCUAGAGUUUCAUGGAACGAGAUGAGUGUAACAACUCAAAUACAUCGAAUAUUUAUUUUUAGAAA
Molecule: messenger RNA, 2150 nt
Organism: Diachasmimorpha longicaudata
Lineage: Eukaryota; Metazoa; Arthropoda; Insecta; Hymenoptera; Braconidae
Product: serine protease inhibitor 88Ea-like
Exons: 4
Coding region: 290-1621 (443 amino acids)
Molecular function (GO): serine-type endopeptidase inhibitor activity
Source: RefSeq, a predicted model, not a curated record